AUGGGGUGGUUUCUUGUAACUCUUUACUCAACGCUCCUCCUUAUCGACCCAGCCCUGCUCAGCCUGUCAACUGGACUUCCACAUGAAGGAAAAUCGGCAGAACUCUUCACGCUGCCUGAUUUGAAUGGCCCUCCAGUUUCAUCGCAAGGUGCGAACGACCGCCCGGCCCCUUGGUUUGAUUUGAACGAACCUCCAGUCGAUGAAUGUCCAAUGGAGGAUCUUCCGCCCUCACAAAGAACCGCAUCUUCCUCACUUUUGCCGACGAUUGCCACUCCCUCACAAGGAGGCGCAUCUUCCUCACUUUCGCCGACGAUUGCCACUCCCUCACAAGGAACCUCAUCUUCCCCACUCUCGCCGACGAUUGCCACUCCCUCUGCCACUCUUUUGCAAAAUCCUGUGGGUCAGCUACCAGGUCGCACCAGAGAUUAUUUACCACGUGCUGCCAAGCGCAGGAAACUUCUCGCUAGCCUUACACCGUCUGACCAUACCUUGUCUGGCUACACUUCGCCUGGCCAUGCUUCGUCUGCCCAUGCUUCGUCUGACCAUGCUUCGUCUGACCAUGCUUCGUCUGACCAUGCUUCGUCUGACCAUGCUAUGUCUGACGAUGCUUCCUCUGGCUACACGUCCUCUGAUACCGGCAACAGUGACGAAAUGACAUAA
Messenger RNA from Puccinia graminis f. sp. tritici CRL 75-36-700-3, 660 nucleotides. RefSeq lists its product as uncharacterized. The record is from RefSeq and is a predicted model, not a curated record. NCBI's taxonomy places the organism in Eukaryota, Fungi, Basidiomycota, Pucciniomycetes, Pucciniales, Pucciniaceae. The transcript is spliced from 2 exons. The coding region runs from base 1 to 660 and encodes 219 amino acids.